AUUGGCCGGUGGACACGGUUGUUCCUGAAGUUUGAUCCGGGCGACGCAUAGGUAAAAUGCACCAAUGAAUGAUAUUAAAAGUGGACAAAAUGACGUUGUUUUGUUUGCGGGGUGCCUGACUCAUUUUCCGACAUUCUAAUUACACAAAAUAAAGAUGGAAAGGCAGGGUCAUAGAAAACAACUUUGAUGACUUCUUUCCGUUUUUAUCUUUACUAUGCUUGAAACUCUUCCAGCCGAGCUUAUAGCGGCUAUCGCUACUCAUCUUCCUUCUGAAUCAACGGCCGCCCUAUCUCAAACGUGCCGUCACUGCUACUAUGCGACGCUGCCCGUUGUGUACAACUACUUGUGUAUCACCGAACCAGAGCAUCUUCAACGAUUAGCCGUUCGUUUCCAACUGAAUAACGUGUGGUCCCAGCGGGCGGAGCAGUUUGUUCAUACCAUCUCGUUCACAAAAGAUGACAAGCAACUGUUCUCGCAAAUGAACCUGGCAAGGUUCCUUGGUCACACACUGUCAGGCGUCGACUAUCAGGAGAUGACGGCUCUCGCCGGCGAUGCUUCCACCUUGUUACUGUGCCUACCAAACCUACAAAGCCUGCAAAUCGAAUGGGUUUUUCCUCCCUCCAAAGACUACUUCUAUGCUUUGUGUCGUAUCAUGGAACAUUUGUCGCUCCUAUAUCCUGAACCCGUAGAACGAAGCAACGGAUCGCUAACCGUUCGAUUCACUCAUAUGACUGUAUACUAAUUUAUCCGCCCUAUUUAUUCCACCCAGAAUGCUGUAUCAUAAUUUGUAAUAAAAUUAUCCAAAACUUGCUGUAUCUUGUACCCAGAAU
This is a messenger RNA of Radiomyces spectabilis, 830 nucleotides long. RefSeq lists its product as uncharacterized. Gene Ontology annotation, molecular function: protein binding. Lineage: Eukaryota; Fungi; Mucoromycota; Mucoromycetes; Mucorales; Radiomycetaceae. The record is from RefSeq and is a predicted model, not a curated record. Bases 215 to 742 code for a protein of 175 amino acids. The transcript has 2 exons.